UAUAUAUAUACAUAGUUAGUUGCAGCUCUGCUGUAGUUAUAUUCAGCUGAAUGCAGUCAUGCUGUGAAAACAAGACAACAACUAGGUUUUAAACCUCUUCACUUUAGAGAAUCCAUCGAGUAUCAAGUGAUUCUUGUUUUCUUUAUAGAUAUUCCACAUUCCCUCGAUGAUGUUGAGAACAAUGAGUUCCCUGUGUGUCACAUUCCUUCAUCACGUUAUCUGUUCACUACAUUAUUUACUCAAGUGCUUUCCAGCUCGCCCUCAGGAAUGCUCUCUGACGUCAGCUGCACGGGACACACACAUGUCACACACACAUGUCACACACACAAGUCACACACACAAGUCACACACACAUGUCUCACACACAUGUCACACACACAAGUCACACACACAAGUCACACACACAAGUCACACACAAGUCACACACACAUGUCUCACACAUGUCACAGAUGUGUGUGUGCAGUUUGUCCGUCUCACUUUCCUGGUUUCUGGUUGCUCAGGUUCACCGAUAAAACGCAGGCUGCGGGCCGAUGACUCCUGUCAGAGCCUCGACCUGUCUCUCCUCUCUCCUGACUCCUCGUACGUCUGUUACUCGUCUGUGGGCGGCGGUGAUCCGUGCUCCUGCCGCCGCUCGCCGCGCCUCCUCACCAACGGAUACUACAGCGUCACGGAGGACAGCUUCUCCUGGGACGACGACGGCAACGUGUCGCUGACUCCCUGCAAAACCAGCGUGUCCUACAAGGAGAACCUCGUGAGGGUGUUCCGGCGGCGGCGCCGGCCUCGCGGCUCUCUGGCUCGCCUGCUGAGCGACGUGACGGAGAGCUGCCAGUCCUGGCUGGACGAGAAAGUCUUCAGAGGUGUUUUCAGGACAGGACAGAACCAGGACCAGGUCCAAGACUGCGCCAGGACCAGCCAGGAAGGCCCGGCCACGUUGGACGAGUCGACCUGGUCCGGGUUCACCGGCACCGAGCUGGACGACGGCCACGGCUUCACUUACGACCACACGGAGACCCCCCCCCCUCCAGAUAAAGAGGCCCUGCCCUCGAAGCUGCUCAUCCAGGAGGAGAUUUGUUCUGAGAUCUGUCAAUCAAAGGAGCUGGGUGGCCUCUCUGAAGUCCCGCCUCCCUCACCUUUCUACACCAACAGCUGCUGUCAGGCCUCACCUGAGCACCCAGGGUUAACGAUGAAGACCCUUCUCCUUUUCAUCUUCACCAUCUUCAUCUUCACGGCUCUGUACUCGGGGUGUCCGUUACGGAGUGCGACCGUCGCAUCGACCGUGUUCGUGAUGAUCGCAACAUUUAUGCUCCUGACGAAGUCGGGGCCGAUGGGCGAGUGGAGGAGGGCGAAGACGGAGGAUAUCACAUCUAGAAACGAGUAAGAGAAGCACCAGGAGACCAACGUCUGCAGCGCGACAGAGAAGGUCUGAUGAGCAGAAACAUUUCACUUUUCACUGUUUGCAUGUCAGUUGCACUUAAAGUUGUCCUGAGCUCCGGAAACAUUUCACAGCAAACACCUGCUUGAUGCUUUGACUGCAAAUGAAAACUCUUUGAAUGUAAAUCUUUGAUCUGAAGUUAAAGUGAAACCGUUAAAUCCAAAGCAAAGCAAGAAGAGCUGCUGAGUUAAGAUUACACCUGAGACUUUGAGUCUCAUGAUGACCGGAUGUUGAAGCCCAGUCAGAAAGUGUGUUUGUUGUUAGAAAUCUGAAGGAGCUCAUUAACACGUGACACACGUUACCGUAGUUUAGCUAUAAAACAUAGAAAGUAUAUGAAAUAUAAAAUGUCCAAAUGUACCUGAUGUAUUUUUGCAAUUCUCUAAGUGUUCCUUCGAUUGUUAAUAGUUGAACUUGGCUUUUUUGGGCUGUCCAAAGUGACCAAACGUCAGACUGAACUCGUCUGGAGAACAAAUCCAGGUCGCUGCGAAGCCUCACUUCUUUUCAAAAUAAGAGCUUUUUCUAAAAAAAAAAAACUACCUGGAAGUUGUAACUGCAGGAAGAUAAGUGCCAUUUGUGUUCCUGAGGAAACUGAAUGAAGAGUUUUAUUCCAAAAUUAAAUAACAAAUAAUAUAAUAAAUGAAAUCAUGUUGGUCCUGGUACAUUAAAGCUGCACCGGCUCAGAUUUUAUUGUGAAAAUCUGAUUGCCUGGUUAGAGUUCUGAGGAGAACGUGUUUUGUUACAGAACUAUAAGUUCUGAUGUCUGUAAAACGCAUCAUAAGAAGAAGUCUGUCGACGUCAAUUGAUUGACAGGUCGAUGGGCGGGACCAAGGAUGAAUUAAUCUUAAUAUGAAAUGAAGAUGAUUUAAAUCCAGUUAUUAUAACGAUGUAAAACUCUUCCGCUGUGAAGUGCCUUUCAUAUCAGCCAGCCGUACAGAAUCAUAAUAAUAAUAAUAAUAAUAAUAAUAAGACUACAGGGAAGUGAUGGAUUCAAACCUAAAACGCUGCUGAGACAUUAAACAGACCUGCUCCAGAGUCACAUGGGGUUUGAUUCGUCCUGCAGGGUGAGGCAGGCGGGUGGAGUUUACUGCGUUGGGACAGUUCUCAGAUCAAAAUGUUUUCUUACACAGUGUUCACACAUGUUGCUGUGAUCUAAACUCACAAGACACAACGCUUUUGUAAACGUUCGGAUCAAUCAGGAACUAAAAGCUGCAAAACCAGAGCUGCUCUGAGAAGUUGAACAUUUCCAUCUUCACAGAGACUCGUGAAGCUGCGUCUUCGUGAGCGCCUUGCUGUCACGAUGCGUGCGUCACUUUUAAAGUCCAUGUGUGAACGUAGCCUGGCCACAUUCUUGUGAGUCAGGUUCUGCUUCUCUGUGCGGGUUUAAACUUCUAAACACUUCCAACACUGUAGCUUUAUAAGGUUUUGACUUUAUAAAGUUGUAUUUCAAAUUCAAUCACGUUUGGAGCUCAAACUAUGCCAAGACUCAGCCAAGCUGAAGCAGGAAGAGCUGAGCUGUGCUUUCACAACUCAGCUCCUUCUGAGUGUUUCUGUGAGGAGCAGAGACGUCGUGUCGCUUAGUUUAUCAUGUGAUAAGUAAAGCUUUUUAUUUCUAUUCAAGUUGUGAUAAUCAUGUCGCGUUUAAGUCCUAUAGGAAUUACUGGAAUUACCAGUUUCUGACUUAAAUAACUGCGAUUUCUCUGAAAGCUUCAAUGUUUACGACUUGGCGCAACGUAAUACGGAAGUGCCUGAACGCCUCACACUAACCAGAGUCUGCCAGGUGAUUAAACCCACAUUUACUGGAGGUAUUUUAACCCUCGCACCCCCAACACUGCAGACAUUCAACCGGGAAUCUUUUGUUCACACGAACGCUUGCAAGUCGUAAACAGUCUUGUCUGACGUGAACGUGGAGAUCUGCCAAAGUUUAACUCGGGGCUCAAAACAUUUGUUUGUUCUUCACUAAAGAGAAUUUGAUGGAGAAUAAUGGUUGUCACGACUGCGGGUGUGACUGGCCCUUUAAGAGUCUGACGUCUCUUCUGUGUUGAUCUGAGUUACUGAUGUGUCACUCAAAGUGCCAAACGUGUGGCGAUUACGGAAAUCAAUCUAUAUUUACUAAUAUUUUUAAUACAGCUCUGCAUGACUUAUUACUUUGCAUUUAAAGCUGCAUUUAUCAAUAUUUUUGAUUUGAGCAAUAUAUUAAAUUCCCCUGUGUAAAUAAAUGUGAGCUCUAAAACGCCCUUAAGUUUCUUUAAGAUGUUUGUUUUGGUUUCAUGGCUGAAGGUUUGAGCCAGAGGUUCAUCCCAGGAGCUGGUGGAGAGCAAAGAAACUUCAGUCCGAUGUGAUGAAUGACAUGCGUUCUUCUGCGCCCUGGUGGCCACAACACUGUGAUGCAGCUUUAAAUGAUCAAAGUUAAAUGUUAAAGUUUUUCUUAUUUUAUAGAAUAUACUUUUAUGAAGUGUUGUAAAAAUAUUGAAUUUACUGCAAAAGACUGAAAACUCAUUUAAUAUGAAUUUUCCUGGAUGAAUCAAACCUUUAGAUAAGCUAAUGUUUGUGAUGUAAUGCAGCUAUAUAUGUAUAUAUAUAUAUGAAUAUAUAUACAUACAUAUAUAAAUAUACAUAUAUAUAUAUAUAUAUGUAUAUGUUUGUUUUUUUCCAUUGACUGCACUUUCUUCCUCAUGUGGAAAUGUGAUACUUGUGAAGGCACUUGUUAUAUUUGUUUGAUUCCACUGUGUUCAUGUUAUUAAAGUCAGAAAACCGUAGAAAUUAAACCUUAAACGAAACGCAAACUAGAUUUUAAUUUGAAAUUGAGACGUGUAGAAGAUUGUUGCCGUUAUGAACAAAUUAUGUGACAAAUUAGCUUCCAACAGUCUUUUUCCCUCCAGUGCUCAUCAGUUAAAUUUGUAAGUUCUUCGUACUUUAGUGAUUUUGAGCAGUUUGAUGGCGUUUUAAGAUUUUAUUUUUACUGUAUUUUGCAUAUUGUGAAAUAUCUUCCUGUUUAGGAGGAUAUGUUUUGUUUUAUGUGACGUUAAAAUUACUGUUCAUCAUGCAUUAAAUCCUGAUAAAGACAAA
Cottoperca gobio is the source of this 4498-nucleotide messenger RNA. RefSeq names its product transmembrane protein 71 (gene tmem71). The coding region runs from base 167 to 1378 and encodes 403 amino acids. NCBI's taxonomy places the organism in Eukaryota, Metazoa, Chordata, Actinopteri, Perciformes, Bovichtidae. The transcript is spliced from 8 exons. The record is from RefSeq and is a predicted model, not a curated record.